Messenger RNA from Aplosporella prunicola CBS 121167, 1170 nucleotides. RefSeq lists its product as uncharacterized. The transcript has 5 exons. Lineage: Eukaryota; Fungi; Ascomycota; Dothideomycetes; Botryosphaeriales; Aplosporellaceae. The record is from RefSeq and is a predicted model, not a curated record. Bases 1 to 1170 code for a protein of 389 amino acids.
AUGGCGGUCGAUCCUACCAUUCAAAAGCUCUAUGGGCAGCCUCCGGAUAAUGUCGACCUCUCCGAAUCUAGAGUUCUCGUGAACUCUAUUAUCGCCGUCAUCAUCCUCAUCAUCGCCAUUAUAUCGGUAAUCCUCCGGUUGAUUUCUAGAUCUAUCCAAAAGAUUGGUUUGAAAUGGGAUGACUUUUUCAUUCUCGUGGGCACUGCCUUUGCGAUUCCGACGGUUGGUUUGGUUGUAGGCAGUGGAGCACUUGGUAGCGGCAAGCACAUUUGGACCGUCAGUGCGCCUCACCUCGUCAAUGCUUUCAAGUUGUUGUACUCCUAUCCUUAUAUCUACGCCGCCUGUGUCACGACGACAAAGUUCUCGAUUAUCCUAUUCUACUUUCGCAUUUUCGGAAAGACUGGAUCCAACAACGUCUUUAUCUACCCAUGUUACUUCGCCGGGAUACUCAAUGGGCUUUAUCCAAUCAUUAUGUGGAUUGUCAUGGCCACAUGCUGCCGGCCAAUAAGCACCUACUGGAAUAGUUACGUGGGAGUUGGCUCAGGAGAAUGCAUCGACGUCAACACAUUCUUCCUGGCGCUGGGAAUUAUGAAUAUGGUUAACGAUGUUAUUAUCCUCGUCAUUCCUAUCCCGCAGAUUCUCAAACUGCACAUGAACACGCGGAAGAAGAUCAGUAUUGUUGGUAUUCUGCUAUUGGGAGGAUUUGUUUGCGUUGCCAGUUGCAUUCGUAUCUACUACCUCACCCGCUGGAGCGCUGCAAAGGACAUUUCAUGGGCGAUGGGUCCCGUGUUCAUCUGGUCCAGUGUCGAGCCAGCCAUCGGCAUUGUAUCCGCCUGCCUCCCCACGCUGGGCCCGCUCUUCCACUUCGCCAGGGACCGAUCAUACGGAAGCAGCAGCAACAACCGUUCCGGCUACACUCCGCACACGGGCGCCUCGGCCGGAUGGCGUAACAAGUCAAACAGCGGCGCGCAGGCCACUUUUGGUGGGGGACGUUUCUUCCGCGACGACAAAACGGACACGUUCGUGAGGGAAGAGGACGAAAUCAACCUUACCAGCAUCGCUGCCGGUCCUCCCGAUCAUAGAACCUACUCAGCAGGCGGAUCGCUCGAGGAGGGCCUGCCGGAACACGGUAUAGUGGCGACGACGCGGAUAGAGCACCAGGUUACUUAA